This is a messenger RNA of Hibiscus syriacus, 1881 nucleotides long. RefSeq names its product alternative NAD(P)H-ubiquinone oxidoreductase C1, chloroplastic/mitochondrial. Gene Ontology annotation, cellular component: chloroplast. Bases 131 to 1783 code for a protein of 550 amino acids. NCBI's taxonomy places the organism in Eukaryota, Viridiplantae, Streptophyta, Magnoliopsida, Malvales, Malvaceae. The record is from RefSeq and is a predicted model, not a curated record. Gene Ontology annotation, biological process: phylloquinone biosynthetic process; aerobic electron transport chain. The transcript is spliced from 11 exons. Gene Ontology annotation, molecular function: NAD(P)H dehydrogenase (quinone) activity.
AAAGGAAAGUGUCCACAAGAGGUGUUGGGAGCAGCGUGUCAUCGAAACCUACCAUAGAAAAUAGAAACCCAUUAUUUCACUAAGUAGCAGCAGAGCAAUCACUUCCCUUGCUCCUCUGAUUCAAUCUUUAAUGGCGUUCCUUGCUUCCUCUGCUUCGGUUGCUGCACUCAUGCCUUUCAACAGACUUUUUAGCGUCGGAAAGGGUAAAAGAUGGAAUCGACUAUGUACUGGUUACUCGGCUAGGUUAAGGGCUGGACCCUCCGCUUUAUCCAGGUUCAGGGCAUCCAGUUUUUCUUCAGCCGCGGCUGGAAAUGCUGGCGGAGCUCCGCCGUUACCAGAAAUAUCUGAAGCUAAUAAAUCGCCUCCUCCUAUUUACGCAUGGCCUAAUAAAAAGAAGCCAAGGGUGUGCAUUUUGGGCGGUGGAUUUGGUGGUUUAUAUACUGCUUUAAGGCUAGAAUCUCUUUUAUGGCCUGAGGAUAAGAAACCUCAGGUGCUUCUAGUUGACCAGUCUGAACGAUUUGUUUUUAAACCAAUGUUGUAUGAGCUUAUAUCUGGAGAAGUAGAUGCAUGGGAAAUUGCUCCUCGCUUUUCUGAGUUACUGGAAAACACGGGUGUUCAAUUUCUCCAGGACAAGGUAAAACUAUUACAUCCGUCUGACCAUUGGGGAAUGAAUGGCCAUAAACAAUCAAGUUGUGGUGGCACUGUGCUGCUUGAAAGCGGCCUUCUCAUCGAGUAUGACUGGUUGGUUCUUGCUUUGGGAGCUGAAACUAAACUUGAUGUUGUACCUGGUGCUUUAGAGUUUGCAAUACCAUUCUCCACCCUAGAGGAUGCAUGUAAAGUUGACAAUAAGUUAAAAACAUUGGAGCGACUGAAGUUUGGUAAAGAUUCUCUUAUCCGUGUGGCUGUAGUUGGUUGUGGUUAUUCCGGAGUGGAGUUAGCUGCUACUAUCUCCGAGAGACUACAAGAUAGAGGGAUAGUUCAAGCUAUUAAUGUUGAAACCACUAUCUGUCCAACUGCCCCAGUUGGAAAUAGGGAAGCAGCCUUAAAAGUUCUUUCAUCUAGGAAAGUGCAACUUCUACUGGGUUAUUUUGUUCGUUGCAUACGGAGGGUCUGCGACAUGGAAGCUUCAGGAGAUGCAACUGUGAAAAGAGAAGGCAAGGACAUUGCAGAAUCCAACUCUGAGAAAUAUGUUUUGGAGCUGCAACCUGCUGAAAAGGGAUUAGAAAGUCAAAUUCUGGAAGCAGACUUGGUAUUAUGGACAGUUGGGUCCAAAGCUCUUCUUCCUGAACUUGAACCCUCUGACAAACCCCACGAGCUUCCACUGAACGCCAGAGGACAAGCAGAAACUGAUGAAAUGCUCCGUGUUAAGGGCCACCCGCGUAUAUUUGCACUUGGUGACUCGUCUUCUCUAAGGGACUCAACUGGAAGGCUUCUGCCUGCCACAGCUCAGCAUUGCCAAUUUCAAAACAUUUUUGCUCUUAUUUUUCUGAAUGGAACUGAAGGUAUUCUACGGAUCCAGAACUGCAGCUUCCCAAACCUAUUCCAGAAUCUUGGAGAGAUGAUGACCCUAGGUAGAAAUGAUGCAGCCAUUUCACCAAGUUUCAUUGAUGGUCUAACCUUAGAGGGUCCUAUUGGUCAUGCCGCAAGGAAAUUAGCAUACUUGAUCAGAUUACCGACAGAUAAGCACCGGCUUAAGGUGGGGCUUAGUUGGUUUGCCAAAUCGGCCAUAGAUUCAGUUGCAUCGGUGCAGAGCACUCUAACAAAGGUUCUUUCAGGCUCAUAGAUAACUGUAACUCUGUUAGAAAGCUACAUUAAUUGGAUUAUUAUUAUUAUUAUUUAUUACUAUUAUGGUUUUGAUAGUAAAAUUGGUUCGGUUUAUUU